AUGAAGGCGAAGGCGCAGACCGCCCCUGUGAACAUACCGCCACCAAACGAAGAAGAGCGUUCACAUAUGCAAAGAGGGUCUAAAGGCGUGAACGGCCGUGGAUCGCAAGUCAAAGUCGAGGACAAGAUGGACGAGGGCCAGUUAUCUCGUUUAGCCACUGGUGUCACGGUCGAUGCAUCAGGGCCAGCUUCUGCUACGCCUGCCGGAAAACAGGAGAAGCAGGAGAAGGCUGCAUAUGUGGAAUUACGGAAAGGAAUUAUACGAGUAGUCGCGGUCGAGAACGAUCGACAAUCACGCUCCUCUGUCAUCCUGACCGGCCUGAAGACGCUUUUUCAGAAGCAGCUACCGAAGAUGCCGCGGGAGUACAUCGCGCGGCUAGUGUUCGAUACGAACUCGAAGUGCCUCGGGAUUAUCAAGCGCGGGUAUAAAGUCGUGGGUGGUAUAUGUUACCGCCCCUUUCCACAUCGCGGGUUCGCAGAAAUCGUGUUUUUCGCGACCGCGUCCAUCGAUCAAGUCAAGGGCUACGGCGGGAUGCUCAUGGACCACUUCAAGGCGCACAUCCGGCAGACGUACCCGGACAUGAUGUACUUCCUCACGUACGCGGACAACUACGCCGUCGGCUACUUCCGCAAGCAGGGCUUUUCGAAGGAGAUCACGCUCCCGCGCGCGCGCUGGGCGGGGUACAUUAAGGACUACGAGGGCGGCACGAUCAUGGAGUGCAAGCUGCUCCCGCAGGUCGACUACCUCCGCUGGCGCGAGAUCACCGCCCAGCAGCGCGAGGCCGUGCUCACGAAGAUCAGGGAGAAGAGCAGGUCGCACAUUGUGUACGACGGCCUGUCGCAGUUCCAGGACGGGAAAGGCGACGGGGUCAGGGUCGAUCCGAAGGAUAUCCCUGGGUUGAGGGAGAGCGGGUGGACGCCGGACAUGCAGACGACUCCGGUGCGCCCGACGGGGCGCAACGCAGAGCGCGCCGCCAUGGAGAAGCUGCUCAGCGACCUGCAGGGCCACUCCACGGCAUGGCCGUUCCUCCAGCCCGUGAACGCGAAGGAGGUCGCAGACUACUACGAGGUCAUCCUGCAUCCCAUGGAUCUGAAUACGAUGGAGCACAAGCUGUACACGAACCAAUAUACGGACGUGGACGCGUUCAUCGACGACGCGCAGCUUAUCUUCGACAACUGUCGCUCGUACAAUCCCGAGGACACCGUCUAUCACCGGAGUGCGACAAAGCUCGAGAAGUACAUGCGCGACCGGAUGAAGGAGUAUGGAUUGGAACGGAGUUCGAAGAUUAAGAGGGAGGACUAG
Messenger RNA from Trametes versicolor FP-101664 SS1, 1302 nucleotides. RefSeq names its product histone acetyltransferase GCN5. The transcript is spliced from 6 exons. Gene Ontology annotation, cellular component: histone acetyltransferase complex. Lineage: Eukaryota; Fungi; Basidiomycota; Agaricomycetes; Polyporales; Polyporaceae. The coding region runs from base 1 to 1302 and encodes 433 amino acids. Gene Ontology annotation, biological process: positive regulation of transcription by RNA polymerase II; chromatin remodeling. Gene Ontology annotation, molecular function: histone H3 acetyltransferase activity; protein binding. The record is from RefSeq and is a predicted model, not a curated record.